AAGAGCAGCACAGCGGAGCGGCGAAGAAGAGCAGCACAGCGGAGCGGCGAAGAAGAGCAGCACAGCGGAGCGCAGGAGAAGAGCAGCACAGCGGAGCGGAGGAGAAGAGCAGCACAGGGAGCCGAGAAGAAGAGCAGCGGAGCGGCGAAGAAGAGCAGCACAGGGAGCCGAGAAGAAGAGCAGCACAGCGGAGCGGCGAAGAAGAGCAGCACAGGGAGCCGAGAAGAAGAGCAGCACAGUGGAGCGCAGGAGAAGAGUAGCCCGGGUCCAGUGACAGCGGGUCCAGAGACCGACAGCGGGUCCAGCGACCGACAGCGGGUCCAACAGACCGCAGACCGGAGGAGCAUCACCAGCCACCAUCUCUGCGGCCACACACAGAGCGGGCUGGAGCCGCCCUCCUGGCCUCCUGCCGCCCUGCCACCAACAUGGGCAGGAAACAACCACCUGUGAAGAGCUGCCAAAAGUGUGGACGCCCUCUAAAGGGGCACAGGCUGCCCAUAGGACCGAGCUGCGGCCUGGAGCCUGACCCACAUAACCUAGAAAGAAACACAGAAGCCAAGUUUAGAAGAAGGCUCGCUUUGGACCACAGGAGAAGGCAGAGGCCCCAGCACCGAGACGCUUCUAUGGACAAGAACCAACUACCUGUGAAGAGCUGCCUAAAGUGUGGACGCCCCCGAAAGGGUCACAAGCUGCCAAUAGGACCCGGCUGCACCCUGGAGUUAGACCCACACCUCCUUCAAAAAAACAAAGGCACGAGCAGCAUUAGUUCCGUAACCAUGGCUACCGUGCGAGGUGAGGAAAGGGGCGGAGCCUGGCUGCUCCCGGGCCUCCAGUGCUCGGUGUGCGCCCAGCCGUGCUCUAGCCACGCCCUGCUGCUGGCACACACGGCCGCCGCACAUCCAAUCAGGCUCGAUCGCACGGCGGUGGGUCGGCUCGGCAACGUCAUAGCCUAUCAGGAGACGGCGAGGCUGUUCCACUGCUCCGACUGCUUCUUCACCUGCAGAGACUUCUCCAGGCUGUUCACCCACCUCCUCACCACGCACUGCAGCCGGGAGGAGGAGGAGGAGGAGCAGGAGGAGCAGCAGGGCGGACCCCCAGAGCAGCAGGGCGGGCCCCCAGAGCAGCAGGGCGGACCCCCAGAGCAGCAGGGCGGGCCCCCAGAGCAGCAGGGCGGACCCCCAGAGCAGCAGGGCGGACCCCCAGAGCAGCAGGGCGGACCCCCAGAGCAGCAGGGCGGACCCCCAGAGCAGCAGGGCGGACCCCCAGAGGAGCAGGGCGGGCCCCCAGACGUCAUCAGCUACUCACAGAGCCGCUACGUCUGCGUGCUCUGUGGCUGGAGGACCAAGCUGAGAGGCCUGGCCCUCAGUCACGUGGUCACGGUCCACCGGCUGGAGGGCCGGUUCUCCUGCAGCCGCUGCCCCUCCAGCUUCCUGCUGCCGGCCCAGCUGAGUCAGCACCUCAGCCUCCAGCACCGGCCGGCCCGCUACGGCUGCCCCUACUGCCCCUUCACCGCCCACGGCCUGGGGGCCUUCAGGAGGCACUGCCAGCGCUGCAGGGGGGGGGCUCACAUGCAGCCUGAUACAGACCCGUCGUCUCCCGGCCUCAUCAGUCCUCCGCCGGCAGGGGGCAGCACAUCCGUGUGGCCCCAUACCCGCAGAGGCCUGCGAAGUAGAAUGACCCUCCCCAUGGAAGACCUCUGA
Messenger RNA from Gadus chalcogrammus (walleye pollock), 1700 nucleotides. Its product is annotated as chromosome alignment-maintaining phosphoprotein 1-like. The record is from RefSeq and is a predicted model, not a curated record. Bases 426 to 1700 code for a protein of 424 amino acids. Lineage: Eukaryota; Metazoa; Chordata; Actinopteri; Gadiformes; Gadidae. Gene Ontology annotation, biological process: attachment of mitotic spindle microtubules to kinetochore. The transcript is spliced from 7 exons.